AAGUAUUGCAGCAAAGUCACGCGUAACAGGCACACACACCACUUUACACGGAAGUAACACAGAAAGCCAACUCUUUCAUUCACUCCAUCCUCAAAGACAUUCCAUCAUUAAGGAACAUGUCUAACUUCUUCUCAUUAGACGAUGAUGACGAUGAACAACUCGCAGGCCCAUCUCGACAGACUGGAGUACUUUCCAACUCCACGCCGGUAAAGAAUGGCAGCGCGACAAGAAGAGCCAAUCCAAUUGCUGCUAUGCUUUCACCACAACAAGGAGGUCACCAAAAUAGUAGGAGACCAGACCUUGUUGAUGACGAGGAUGAUCUAGAGAUAGAGAUGAAUGGAUCCUCCACAGAGAGACCUUUGGCACAACAGCGAAAAGCACCAGUCGCUAUACUACGACAAUCUUGGGCAAAUGAGCGAGCAGCCCCAGCUUUGUUGCCAUGGCAAGGAGAAGCAGUUGAUGGAGUCUGUUCGCAAAUCGAAGAACAAGUGAAUAUAAUAGAUUCAUUAGCGGCCGAUUCAGGAACAGCAGAAGAGGAACAUGUAAGACUGGCUUUGGUAGAGCUAGAUGUGGAAAGGGCACGAUGGCUUUUACGUAGCUAUCUUCGUUGUAGAUUGGACAAGAUUGAACAGAAUGCCGCUUUUGUUUGUCAAGACCCUAUCAGUCGAUCCAACUUAUCCGAGCUAGAGAGAGGGUAUGCGGUAAAAUUCAAUCAAAUACGCUCUCAGCACUUUCACUCCUCGGUUCUCGACUUCCUUCCAGAAACGAUGCAAUCUCUAGAGGAUAGGGCUGCUUCCGGUUCUAGCGGAAGAGGUGAUAUGGUGACAAGACCUGAUCUUGAUGCACCUGUCUUUGUGCACUGCUUAGAAGGAUGCGGUACCUUCAGAUUCCCUGGUAUCGAAUUGCUAGUACACUUCGAGAAAGGUUCGGUGCACUUGGUUCGCUUCCGAUCUGUCCAGCAUUUGAUCGCAACGGGUAAGAUUGUUCUUUUGUGAUCACUAAGACACAAUUAGCACUGUAUAAUACAACAACAUGUCCAAUUAGAUUAAUAGAGGCUCAACCUCUGUUCAUUGUAUUACCAACUCCUUUUGGAUUCGCUUCUGCGAAAUCGUCCCAAUCGUUUGCUUUUUGACGUUGUUC
Molecule: messenger RNA, 1140 nt
Organism: Meira miltonrushii
Lineage: Eukaryota; Fungi; Basidiomycota; Exobasidiomycetes; Exobasidiales; Brachybasidiaceae
Product: Sld5-domain-containing protein
Exons: 4
Coding region: 117-995 (292 amino acids)
Biological process (GO): DNA-templated DNA replication; double-strand break repair via break-induced replication
Cellular component (GO): GINS complex
Source: RefSeq, a predicted model, not a curated record